CCCCUGCCCAGCCCGGCGACUGGGGGGGACCCCGGCCCAUGAGGUGGACGCCCCCUCGGAGGACGCGGGUGCCGAGCCAGGCGCGAAGGUCUUGAGUCAGAGCGCCACCCUUGGGGACUCUGGAACACUAUCAUGGAGACCGAGAGUGAGCAGAACUCCAACUCCACCAAUGGCAGUUCCAGCUCUGGGGGCAGCUCUCGGCCCCAGAUAGCUCAGAUGUCCCUGUAUGAACGACAAGCAGUGCAGGCUCUGCAGGCACUACAGCGGCAGCCCAAUGCGGCGCAGUACUUCCACCAGUUCAUGCUCCAGCAGCAGCUCAGUAAUGCCCAGCUGCACAGCCUGGCUGCCGUCCAGCAGGCCACCAUCGCUGCCAGUCGGCAGGCCAGCUCCCCAAACACCAGCACCACCCAGCAGCAGGCUACCACCACCCAGGCCUCAAUCAAUCUGGCCACCACGUCGGCUGCACAGCUCAUCAGCCGAUCCCAGAGUGUGAGCUCUCCCAGUGCCACCACCUUGACCCAGUCUGUGCUACUGGGGAACACCACCUCCCCACCCCUCAACCAGUCCCAAGCCCAGAUGUAUCUACGGCCACAGCUGGGAAACCUGUUGCAGGUAAACCGGACCCUGGGCCGGAAUGUGCCUCUAGCCUCCCAACUCAUCCUGAUGCCUAAUGGGGCAGUGGCUGCAGUCCAGCAGGAGGUGCCAUCUGCUCAGUCUCCCGGAGUCCAUGCAGAUGCCGAUCAGGUUCAGAACUUGGCAGUGAGGAACCAGCAGACCUCAGCCCAAGGGCCCCAGAUGCAAGGCUCCACUCAGAAGGCCAUUCCUCCCGGAGCCUCCCCUGUCUCGAGCCUCUCCCAGGCCUCUAACCAGGCCUUGGCUGUGGCACAGGCCUCGUCUGGGGCCUCAGGCCAGUCCCUCAACCUUAGUCAAGCUGGUGGAGGCAGUGGGAGUAGCAUGCCAGGGUCCUUGGGCCCAGGUGGAGGUGGCCAGGCGCCUGCAGGUUUGGGUCAGUUGCCUUCCUCCGGAAUGGGUGGUGGAAGCUGUCCCAGGAAGGGCACAGGAGUGGUACAGCCCUUGCCUGCAGCCCAAACAGUGACUGUGAGCCAAGGCAGCCAGACAGAGGCAGAAAGUGCAGCGGCCAAGAAGGCAGAGGCAGACGGGAGUGGGCAGCAGAACGUAGGCAUGAACCUGACACGGACAGCUACACCUGCCCCCAGCCAGACACUUAUUAGCUCAGCCACGUACACGCAGAUCCAGCCCCACUCACUGAUUCAGCAACAGCAGCAGAUCCACCUGCAGCAGAAGCAGGUGGUGAUCCAGCAGCAGAUUGCCAUUCACCACCAGCAGCAGUUCCAGCACCGCCAGUCCCAGCUCCUGCACACAGCGACACACCUCCAGCUGGCUCAGCAGCAGCAGCAGCAGCAGCAGCAACAGCAGCAGCAGCAAACCACAACCCUCACUGCCCCCCAGCCUCCACAGGUCCCACCUACUCAGCAGGUCCCCCCUUCUCAGUCCCAGCAACAAGCCCAAACCCUUGUUGUUCAACCGAUGCUUCAGUCCUCACCCCUGUCCCUCCCACCUGACCCAGCCCCUAAGCCACCCAUUCCCAUCCAGUCCAAACCACCUGCAGCACCUAUCAAACCUCCUCAGUUGGGAGCUGCUAAGAUGUCAGCUACCCAACAACCACCCCCCCAUAUCCCUGUGCAAGUUGUGGGCACCCGGCAGCCAGGUACAGCCCAGGCACAGGCUUUGGGGCUGGCACAGCUGGCAGCUGCUGUACCUACUUCUCGGGGGAUGCCAGGUGCAGUGCAGCCUGGUCAAACCCACUUGGCCUCCUCGCCACCUUCAUCCCAGGCUCCUGGUGCGCUGCAGGAGUGCCCUCCUGCAUUGGCCCCUGGGAUGACCCUUGCUCCUGUGCAAGGGACAGCACAUGUGGUAAAGGGUGGUGCUACUACCACCUCACCUGUUGUAGCCCAGGUCCCUGCUGCCUUCUACAUGCAGUCUGUGCACCUGCCGGGUAAACCUCAGACGUUGUCUGUUAAACGCAAGGCUGAGUCUGAGGAGGAGAGAGACGAUGUGCCCACACUGGGUUCAAUACUUCCUGCCAAGGCAUCUCCAGCAGCAGAGAGCCCAAAGGUCAUGGAGGAGAAGAGCAGUCUUGGAGAGAAAGCUGAACCAGUGGCCAAUGUGAAUGCUAACACCCCAAGCAGUGAACUAGUAGCCUUGACCCCUGCCCCAUCAGCACCACCUCCUACGCUUGCCAUGGUCUCCAGACAAAUGGGUGACUCAAAACCCCCACAGGCCAUUGUGAAACCUCAGAUUCUCACGCACAUCAUUGAAGGCUUUGUUAUCCAGGAAGGAGCAGAACCUUUCCCGGUGGGCUGUUCUCAGUUACUGAAGGAGUCUGAGAAGCCGCUGCAGACCGGCCUUCCAGCGGGGCUCAGUGAGAAUCCUUCAAGUGACCCCUUGGGAGGGGACAGCCCCUCUGCUGAGUUGGAGAAGAAGGCGAGCCUCCUGAAGUGCGAGUACUGUGGGAAGUACGCCCCUGCAGAGCAGUUCCGUGGCUCCAAGAGGUUCUGUUCCAUGACUUGUGCUAAGAGGUACAAUGUGAGCUGUAGCCACCAGUUCCGGCUGAAGAGGAAAAAAAUGAAAGAGUUUCAAGAAGCCAACUAUGCUCGUGUGCGCCGGCGCGGACCCCGACGCAGCUCCUCUGACAUUGCCCGGGCCAAGAUCCAGGGCAAACGCCACCGGGGUCAAGAGGACUCCAGCCGGGGUUCAGAUAAUUCCAGUUAUGAUGAAGCACUCUCCCCAACAUCUCCUGGGCCAUUGUCAGUACGAGCUGGGCAUGGAGAACGUGACCUGGGGAAUCCCAUUACAGCUCCACCUACACCGGAAUUACAUGGCAUCAACCCUGUGUUCCUGUCCAGUAAUCCCAGCCGCUGGAGUGUAGAGGAGGUGUAUGAGUUCAUUGCUUCUCUCCAAGGUUGCCAAGAGAUUGCAGAGGAAUUUCGCUCCCAGGAGAUUGAUGGACAGGCCCUUUUAUUACUUAAGGAAGAGCAUCUUAUGAGUGCCAUGAACAUCAAACUGGGCCCUGCCCUCAAGAUCUGCGCCAAGAUAAACGUCCUUAAGGAGACCUAAGAUGGCUCUCGCACAAUCCAGCCUGGGGCAGGCCCUCCCUACUGUCCAGGUUAUAGCCUGGUACCAGCAGACUGCAGGGAAGAGAGCACUGUUCCGAUUAUGUAACCUUCUAUAGGGGGACUGCCAAGACAGGGAAGAGAAAUGCAAGAAUUUGUUGCUGGUGCUACAUGCGGCAGCUUGACAUUUUCUCUGGGUUCUACUUUAUUUUUUAAAAUCUUUACAAUUCUCACCAUUCCGCCUGCCUGAAUCCAAUCACUGCAAAGAGGUGGUGUGCAGAACUAGGACCGCUCAGCCUUAUCCUGGAGUGGAGCGUCUAGCCAGGGUCUCAGUUCUCCCAGAGGAAUAUAUAGUGUACGGUAAGGCAAGGAAUGGGGGGAGUGUAGAUAUGCCUCCCCAAUGGGAGAGGUAAGGCUUUUCCUAGCUUGUGUGACACAAGUAGCAAAAUCUGGUACGUCCCGUCUUCCCUCUGGAUUGUUCCACUGUAGUUGUGGCUCAGAGUUUUCUUUGUGGUCACUACUUCUAGUAUUGAUGACUUCCUCCUGUGUCCAUGGCAGAGUCACCAGCCAGUAUAAGGUUUGGUUGGCAUCUUUUUGAUUUGCUGCAGGGACUGAAAGUGUUUGACUGGCACACAUGUGGCCGUUGUCAUUCUUCCUCCAUCCCCUUGCUCCCUUCCGAUUUAUCUGUUGUCUUCUACCUUUCUUUUCAGUUCCCACUCUGCUCUGUCCUAUAGCUUUAUAAAACUGGAGGGUGUGCGGCCAAGGUCAGGAGUGUAAGUAAGUACCUGCCUUGGCACUGUUCCUUAUACAACAAAAAUAUUAAAUAUUUUUUCUUCCUCAGUAAAAGGAUGAAAAUUGGUCUCAGUUGUCUUACUCCAUUUCAGUAUCUUUCACGCAAAUGACUAGGCCAACACAUCUUGUUUGUUUUUUAAUAUUACAUAUUUUUGUACAAAAAGUGGUGUAUUUUUUGCAUUUUAAAACACCAAGAUGGGGGAGGAAUGCAAACAUGUAACAAAAAAGAUGCUUUUAUAACAUUAUUUUCCCUGUUUAGAAAGAAAGUCAUUCCAAUAGUAUUGAAAAGUCCAAAGAUGAAUUUUCAUUUGCCUCUCUAAAGGCUUACAAAAAAGGCCCUGCCUGUGGAUUCCGUUCCUCUUUUGUGUCCAGUGGAGCCAUGUUACUCUGCAGUGGCCCAGAGGUUCACUAUACAGAAAUAGCAACAGAAAGAUGCGAGCAUCAGAGGAUUAAAAACCCGUCCCCACAGAAACGUGAGGGGACACUUCCCUGAGCCAGCAGAAGGGACGGGUGCAGCAGCCACUCUGCUCAGAGCAGAGGCUGGCACAGCCCUAAACGUCCCACUUCUGCUUCCAUUCCCUUUCCAGAAGAGUGAAGAAAAAAAAGUCAAAGCCACAUGCCUGUGAAGAAAGUGCAGCAUGUUUAGAAAUACUGGUGGAGGAACAAGGAAACUGUACAAAUGGGGAAGAAAACAAGAGAUCCCACCACAAGGUAAAGAGACUUUGGAGUCCCUGCAGCACAGGAGGCUGGGCCAGUUUCCUUCCCUUUCCCGACGGCCUGGAUUUCUGAAUUAGGCAUUUUGGCUACAUGUAGACCAAUACCUACAAGCCCACAAUUCCAACUAUAAAGUCACCCCAACACCAACAAAUGAUGUGGUGCAUCCUAUAAUCCUGUAGUUGGGAAAUUUCCUGUUUUUCCUGUCUUAAUCCCACAGGUGGGAGAGGCAAGUCUAGAACAUCCCAGGCUCAGGUCAUAUGGGAGCACUUGGACUGCAACCAAGUGAUCACUGUAAAGGAGUUCCAAGCAGCAAGAAAUUACAUCCAGGUUCUCAUAGAGACUAGUGUAGGGUACAGAGUAAUGGCAUGAAAGCAAUCAAACCUGUAUAAAUAAUGUCUUUUUUUUUUUUUUAAUUAAA
Lepus europaeus (European hare) is the source of this 5061-nucleotide messenger RNA. It is a transcript of the gene PHC1, whose product is annotated as polyhomeotic homolog 1. Gene Ontology annotation, cellular component: PRC1 complex; nucleus. The record is from RefSeq and is a predicted model, not a curated record. Gene Ontology annotation, molecular function: protein binding; zinc ion binding. Bases 133 to 3138 code for a protein of 1001 amino acids. NCBI's taxonomy places the organism in Eukaryota, Metazoa, Chordata, Mammalia, Lagomorpha, Leporidae. The transcript has 15 exons.